GAUGUCGAUAAAGCAGCUCCCUUUCUAGCCUGAUACGUCAAAAUCUAACCACAAAAAAGAAAAAUAUUUCAAAAUAACUAAUUAUGGCGAACGCGCUGUUAAACGCGAUUUUAAAGCGAUCACUAAAUAAUCCCGUUCAACUGAUAAAAAGCGUCGCCGCAAUCCAUACGAGCCAAGAUAGAAAGGCGGCUCGUUGGGCCCCCGACAGUGAAUGGUUCCAACAAUUUGAAGGACCCGUUAUUUUUCAUAAUGAGGUCACUCAAACGUGGGCUUUACCGCCGUGGAAUGCGCAACUUGCUCCAAUUGAAAAAGCUGUGAAGAAUUUAACGAUUAAUUUUGGACCUCAGCAUCCAGCCGCUCAUGGUGUAUUACGAUUAGUUUUGGAAUUAGAUGGGGAGGUUGUAAAACGAGCUGAUCCACAUAUUGGUUUAUUACACCGUGGAACUGAGAAAUUAAUUGAGUAUAAAACCUACACCCAAGCACUUCCAUACUUUGAUAGGUUAGAUUAUGUUUCAAUGAUGUGUAACGAGCAAUGUUACAGUCUUGCAAUUGAAAAGUUAUUAAACAUAGAUGUGCCAUUACGUGCUAAAUAUAUUCGAGUACUUUUCGCUGAAAUAACUCGUAUUUUAAAUCAUAUCAUGGCCAUUGGGACACAUGCUUUAGAUGUAGGAGCUUUAACCCCGUUUUUCUGGCUGUUUGAGGAACGUGAAAAAUUAAUGGAAUUUUAUGAACGCGUUUCCGGCGCUAGAAUGCACGCCGCUUAUAUUCGUCCAGGAGGUGUUUCUUUAGAUCUUCCAUUAGGACUUUUAGAUGAUAUCUACGAAUUUAGCCAGCAAUUUAAUGAACGUAUCGACGAAGUGGAAGAUGUUUUAACGGCUAAUCGUAUUUGGGUGCAAAGAACGAAAGAUGUUGGCAUUGUCACUGCAGAGGAAGCUUUAAAUUUAGGUUUUAGUGGGGUUAUGUUACGCGGAUCGGGUAUUAAAUGGGAUUUGCGCAAAACUCAACCUUACGAUGCUUACGAUUUAAUCGAUUUUGAUGUUCCCAUCGGCGUUAACGGCGAUUGUUACGAUCGCUAUUUAUGUAGAGUCGAAGAAAUGCGUCAAUCUUUGAAUAUCAUCGAGCAAUGUUUGAAUAAAAUGCCUACGGGGGAAAUUAAAACGGAUGAUGCUAAAAUUACACCUCCAAGUCGAGAAGAAAUGAAGACUUCAAUGGAGGCUUUAAUUCAUCACUUUAAAUUAUUUUCACAAGGUUACCAAGUACCCCCUGGUGCUACUUACACUGCUAUUGAAGCGCCCAAAGGUGAAUUUGGGGUUUAUUUAGUUUCUGAUGGUUCUUCGAAACCUUAUAGAUGCAAAAUUAAGGCCCCCGGAUUUGCGCAUUUGGCUGCGUUGGAAAAGGUGGGGAAAAAUCAUAUGUUGGCUGAUAUCGUGGCGAUUAUUGGAACUUUAGAUGUUGUUUUUGGAGAGAUUGAUCGUUAAAUACGAGUUAGGGGAAAAAGGUGAAAUAAUUAUUUAAUUUUAUUAAUUAAUUAGAUGAUUUCAUGAAGUAUUGUGAGGAAUUUCUUAAGUUAAUGUAAAUAAAAUGAAAAAAGGUACAUACAUAACCUA
Molecule: messenger RNA, 1607 nt
Organism: Onthophagus taurus
Lineage: Eukaryota; Metazoa; Arthropoda; Insecta; Coleoptera; Scarabaeidae
Source: RefSeq, a predicted model, not a curated record